Messenger RNA from Lagopus leucura (white-tailed ptarmigan), 11326 nucleotides. RefSeq names its product protein tyrosine phosphatase non-receptor type 3 (gene PTPN3). Gene Ontology annotation, biological process: protein dephosphorylation. NCBI's taxonomy places the organism in Eukaryota, Metazoa, Chordata, Aves, Galliformes, Phasianidae. The transcript is spliced from 32 exons. Gene Ontology annotation, cellular component: cytoskeleton; cytoplasmic side of plasma membrane; cytoplasm. Gene Ontology annotation, molecular function: cytoskeletal protein binding; protein tyrosine phosphatase activity. The record is from RefSeq and is a predicted model, not a curated record. The coding region runs from base 7220 to 10009 and encodes 929 amino acids.
GGGAGGUUGUUGGCCCUGCACGUGGCAGGGGGGUUGGAGAUUCAUGAUCCUACGUUGGCCAUUCUGUGAUUCAGUGGUUCAGUCAAAGUAUUCUUUAUUCUUACUCCUGGUGCUAGUUCCUUAGAAUUUGAUAAUAGCCUUCUUAGACAUUUUCUGAGUUCUUUACUGGGACUUCAUCUGAUACAUCAGUUGUGGAGAAAAUCAGUAAAAAAAUAAAGCCACACAAUAAAUAAAUAAAUAAAUAAAUAAAUAAAUAAAUAAAUAAUGAAAGAAAAAGAAAACAUAGGAAGUCAGUGUAAUGCAAGAUUAAACAUACUGAGGCCGGGUGUUUUAUGACCCCCAGCAUGUGUCCAACCAGACACAUGGCAGUGUCAUGCUUUCAGGAAGUCCUCCUGGAAAAGGAAAUUCUCCCAGAUUGGCCACUUUAUUGCCAAUUGGGAAGGGAAAUUUGGGCUCCAUUAAAAGCACUGUCAGGACUUUCAUCCAGAAUGAUUUAGGUGUUCCUUGAGGUGGUUUUGGCUCCAACUGUGUGAAAGUGCUUCUGGCUGAGGCAAUCCUUGAGUUGUACGGGUGCAGCCCUAGAGGGGAGAAGGCAGCUUUGUGAUGGAUUUGGUCAAACAAUCGUUCUGAAAAGGGAGCGAUCAUCUCAGAGCACCAUACAGUGAGAAAAGGGAAGUGCAUUGCUCAGUGCGUGAAUCAGAAUUCUGAAAGUAGACAGUCUUUUUUCUUUUAUUUCUCACUUUUUUUUCAGUUCUUUUGAAGAACAGGUUUUACUCACUUCAGCUGGAACAGACUGUUAUUAGUUUCCCGGCAGAGCUUUGUAAUGGAAAUGAGACGCUAUCUGUUUCUUACAACCCGCCAUAAAAUACAUGGAAAAGAGAAGUGUUUUAUAUGUAUGUAAACUGAGGAUCAGUUUUGAGAGUUGUGCCUUUUGCUUCAGAGCCCAAGCCAUGCUCCUUGAUGUCUGCUUUGAAAACCAGGGGUUUUAUCUGUCUAAUAGUCAAUUAUCUGAUGUUGUAACGAGUUGGCUUUUUGGAACCUUGAAAAGCAGUUUCCUGGUAUCUCAAUCUCUUAACUGUUUCACACUUUGCCCUUCUGUAAUGCAGAACUUUGUUUUGUUGGAUAGAAAUCCAGUAUGACUCUGGCAAAUUUAAUACGAGGAGACCUGCUGUAUAUUGACCUUCAGGUGAUCCCUGGUGAUUUUCUCUGUCCUCUUCACCUCACCACCACCUCAUUUGUUUAGAAUGGCACAGAAGUUAGAAGAGGAAAUGGAAAGCAAACCUCAGUGAGCUCUGUUUUACUUGUCAUUGCAUUUACUACAAAAUAAGCCAGCUUGGUACACUGUGAUAUGACAAAUACUGUCUGUAAAUAGCCUUAAUGCAAAGUAUGAUAGCUGAGGAUGAAAAGAUUUGAACUUUUAAAAUGUCACGCUUGGUCCUUCUGACUUAUUAUUUACAAGCAAUUACACUUUUUCCUCUUUAUGGCCCAGAUUAGGUCAAGAAUAACUCUGACAUUUUACAGAGAAAAAAAAUAUUUCCUGUGAUGUCUGAACAUUCUCAUUAGUAUAUGUUGUGCAUUUCCCAGAAUGAACAUCUUUGUGCUGUGGUGAUGGGAAAUGUCAAAAUGCUUCUGAUUGAUGGAAGAGGCAUAAGGAAUCUUUCAUCUCAGCGAAUAAUAAUAUAAUAUUUCCCUUCUGUUAAGUGGAGUGUCACCACCAGUCUUUCCAUCAAUGAAGACAAAUUCUUCUCAAUGUGAAUACUUCGUGGAAAAUCUUAAAGCAGGAGGAGUCAUAUUUAAAUGGCAUGCACUGGAGGUUUUGCAGAAAAAACAUCCCUCCCCUAAUGUGAAAAAAAAUUCAAAGAAAGGAAAAUUGUAGCGUCAUACUAACCAAAGUACUGCACAAGUGAGAAGAGCAUACACACUUGAAAACAUUGUGCAUAUUAUACAGGAAUCUUAUAUGUUCUGUAAAGGAGUCACUGCUCAAUGUUCAGACUAUAUGGAAAAAAAUACAGUUUCGUAUGAAUGCAGACUCUAAAACUCGUUGCUGCAAAAUUAAAUCUUCAGACUAAUUGCAGAUACAUAUUUACUUUCUGUGGAUGAGAAAUGCACUGAAUACAGUAUUUCUAGAGUGCUAUAUGUAGAAAGUCCUCUACAUAUUUGAAGCUUGUAUUUCCUUGCAAUAAAUUAUUCAGACACAUUCCAUGUUCUGUGGGACUUAACUCCUCCGAUCUCAAGGCAAGAAUGAUGAUUAUUACAAGUUCUAAUAAUAGCCAGGAAGCUGGAAUCAUAGGAUAGAAAUCAGCAUUCUUAGGAGAAUCUUCUGAAUUGUGUUCAGUGAUAUGAAUGUGAUAAUUCAGGCGUAUUAUGAUUUAUACAUUUUCAAUAGCAUCCUUCAAAAUACGGCCAAAAAUUUUGGUCAGCCUUCUGUCAAAAUUGUGUACAAAUCAAAAAUGAAGAUUAUUGAUUAUCAUUCAUAAAUUAUGGAGAUUAUGCUCUGCAUUUCUUCUUCGGACUGUCUCCCAACUUUCGUGGAAAUUAGACCAAUAAAAUACUGCUAGUGCUUGGCAUGUGACUGUUGGUGCUUGCAUUCUUUCCCUUUGAGCUCAUGAGAUGCUCAGCUCUGUGUGGAGGCAUUGCUGGGCUCACUGGGUGAAUGUGACUGUAGCCCAGUAUGUGGGUGGCUCUCAUGGAGCUGAAAGAUGUGUAUCCCUGUCUCUGUGAUUAUACAGCCAAUGAGGCAGCCACCUCAACAAACAUGGACUCAGGAGAAGGGAGAAGAAAGCCAGGCAUUCCUCCUGGGCAUGUGAGCUAGUGGGCUCCACAGGCAGAUGUCCUUCCUCAUGCCAACACCCCAGUAUGCAACAUGGGACUUCCUAAGAAGAGAUGGGAACACCCCAGAGCAAGUUGUCGAAAGAGAAGUGCCUCUUAAGCAAGGUGGCACUUAAGAUUCCUCUGUUCCUUUCACAUCAUCUCAGUGUGAUGGGAGCUGUGGGUCACUCUCAUUGCAGAAGGGCAGGUGUCCUGCGAUGGGAGUGACUCACUCAAAGCAAACACAGACACUUGCCACCAAGAAUUGCUCAGGAGUUUCUCUGAUGACCAGAAAUUAUGACACAACAUGAGAACUUGGGGGAUUUUGUUUAGAAAACACAUAAGAAGUAGCUGGUAUGCUGCUGUGAUUUUGUCACUGGUGUGUCUUUUCUGAGUUACUGUUUGCUAGCUAAUUAAUAGACAGAUACAUAAAUUGGUGAAGGUUGAUAGUAUAAUCUUAAUAGAGCUGCUUCAUGGCAAAUCUGAAAUGACACUGAUCUCAAAAGUAGAGCCAUUUACUUUGCUUGGCACACACACAGCCUACAAUUAGGUGUAUGUUAAUCCCAGUUUCUGCUGUGAGCCUAUCUAUUCCAGGCAUGCAACCAAAACUAUUCAGCAUGGACCUGGACAUCAACAUCAACUCAUACUAGAUAACCUAUAUAUUCCAUAUUUGAGCUGCCUCAUGCUAUCUGCUGCUUUUCAGAGGUAAGUGCCCCAUCUAGAUUAAAGUACUCUGGCUGGGAUUUGCAAUGCAGGGGUGGCUCUUUAGUCCAGAAGUGAAAUCAGCCUUCAGUUUCUGAAAGGGCUGUGUUUCUCAUAAGACUGUGUUUGAAAAGCCAGCCAUGACCUAAUGUUGUUUUCUGCUACUUAUUAGGGAGAGCUUAAAUAGAGCUGCUGAAAAUGCACAAGUUACUAUUUCCCAAACCAAACGUAGAAGACUGAAGAUGCUGCACUGCUGGACUCCACUCACUUCCAUAAAUGAAGAAAUCUCUGAGCUGAAAAUGGGAACUUCUGUCUUCUACGUGUCGACAUGGUCAUGCUCACAGGCUGCUGAAGACUGCCUGAACAACAUGGUGCCCAGAGGCUUACACACGUGUAAGCUAGCAUGCAAAGGGCAGCUCUCAAUGAAGAGGUUUUGCCAGUCUGAUCAACUGGAUCUUAUAAUCACCACCACGUCGUCAGAGAUCUGAGAGAUUUCCAUUGCCAUCCUCCCUGUACUUGUUACUUCUCAUUCUUGUAUUGCUCAUCGUUUAACAGCAGAGCUUCAGCUGUUCUUAAAAUUUCCGAGGUGGCAUAUAAAAAGGAAAACUCUUGUCAAACAUAUGUUUACAACCACUGAUUGAUGCUCUUGCAGAAGAUAAUGUCACCUGAAGAGGAUCAAUUAGAAGCAUUACUCUUUCUUUCAUCAUAAAUCUCAGUGAAGCAGGAAAUAGUAUGAAACUUGAAGGAAAGAUAAACAAGUCUCACAGGAGGAGUGCAGUAUGAUGAAACAAUAGGGUACAGAAGGGUAGGUGACAUUUCAGGCCAGCACUGAGCUGGAGACGACUCAUCUAAUUGUCGCCAACUUCCCAGCCCAAAGGAGGGGUAAUUGAGAAGCUAAACAUAGGUCCUGAGGAACACCAUCACAAUGUUAAAAAUUGGCUUUAGAGCAUUAAUGACACUGAUCCCUAAAAAUGAACUCAGAAGAAUCCCUGAACUGAUGAUCUCACAGAUAGCAGCUCAUACUGUGGUCACGUUCACCUCUCAUUGACUGCAUCUUUUUGUCCUCCUUAGAAAAGUGACCCCUCGGAAAUCAGUGUGCCCAUCAAAAAGCAAAAGCGUAAUGAACAGUUUUUGAUUCCUAUAAAUGGCAAAACUGUUUUUGAUUUCAAAAGAAGUAGGACAGUGCUAUUUACUUAAUUGGACUAAGUCCUACCCGCUGAAAUUCAUGUGAAAUUCUGUUUAGUGGUUUAGCCUGCUGGGUCUGAAGCUGGAAAGAGAGAUUACUUUCAAUCUAGCGAAACAAGAGCCCUACUCAUUCUUCUCAUAAUCUCUUUGAAGCAUUUGUGCUUGAGGCAGAGGCUAAGGUCUCAAACUGAGGCAUUUUAACACACAGUGUCAAUGAUGUUGUGCCUAGCACUGUGUUGAGCCAAAUAAUUGCAUCACUGUGCCAUGUUUCUGCUUACCUAAUCCUUUCUGAUGCAAGAGAAAGUACCUGGGAAUUGCUUGGCAUGUUUGAUAAGGGUAAGUGGCACAACAGCCUUGACUGCAUUGCACAGAGCAAGGGCAGCUUUCUUUUACCUGAAGGUCAGUAGCCCCAGCUUCCUGUGGCCUUGCUACCUGGGUGCAUUCAUGCCUGCUCACCAUGAUCACUUUUCUUCCACUCUGUCCUGUAGAUACUGCUACUACAGCUGCUGUGUCACUUUCAUCACAAAUGAGAGCUUCCAAUUCAUAAAAUCAUAAAAUCAUAGAAUCAUUACAGUUGGAAGAGAUCAAGUCCAACCAUCAACCCAUCACCACCACACCCACUAAACCAUGCUCCUCAGUGCCACAACUCCACAUUUCUUGAACACCUCCAGGAACUGCGACUCAACCGCUUCCCUGUUUCCAAUGCUUGAACACUCUUUUGGAGAAGAAUUUUUUCCUAAUAUCCAAAUUGAACUUCUCCUGGUGCACCUUGAGACCAAUACCUCUCAUCUUAUUACAAGUUACCAGAAGUGUAUCAUCUUACUCUUGCUUCAUUAACUGCAUUUUUCAGGCUGCUCCAGUACCCUGUAGCCUAGAUCUCUUUCCUGCUCCUAUGCUCCAGAUUGAAGUAAUUACCCCAUAACCUGCUGUUUUAUCUGUGGCUCUUCUUUGCUGGCCUCUGCCCUUCUCAAUCUCAUGCGGAGGUUUGUCAGUCUUCUUAGCUGACAGCUGCAGCUCAGCCUGCUUGCAGCCCUUCUGGGAAGUGAGAAGGAUGCUAAGGCUGGUGAGAGAAAGUGGCAGCCCCACAGGGAGUGCGCCUGGCACCUCACAGCCCAGUUUUCCAAGCAACUUGCUUCAAAGGAUAGGUUGCUCAGAGCUCAUACCUUGGGAUCUUGGCUAAGAUGUAUAAAUUCCACUAGGCCUAGGAUCUAUCAUGUUUCAUACCUGGCUCUAAAAGCUGCCUAUAUGUUGUUUUCUUGUUAUUUGUUUGGUUUUUAACUCUCCUGCUUGACAUAAAAAGGUGUAAACAGGUGACAGGACUUAACAGUUAAUUUAUCCACAGGUGAAUGAGGGAGGACUUUCCUGUUUUUUGGCAUUCUGUAAAGGUUUUUCUUUCCACAGAGAAAGAAUAGGGAUUUUCCUCGAAUCAGGAGAGAUUUAUAUUUAAGCCCCCUGAAGCAAUGGAAUUGAGCCCCAAACUUUCAUGGUUGGUAUUUGGAAUGGUAAGCUUACAGAAGAGAUGCUGCUGGAAUUUCUUCCCUGGGAAGCAUCCCCAAAGUCUCCGUGGGACCACAGAACAACUCAGGAUGAAGGAGAUCUUUGGGCUUAGCACCUUGUCCAUCCUCUGGAUAACCCUUCACCAGAAUGCCAGCAUCUUCAAGUUGGAAUCAAUGGAAAGACCCCAAGGAAAUUAUUUUUGGCCUCCUAGUUGUAAAGGAGUAUGUUAUGCAAACCAAACACACUUCUACUUCCUUUGCUGCAGGCUAUUCCCCUGGGAUGGAGCAGACCCAUGAGGCAGGAUGUCUUACAGAGGUCUUAGUGCACGGAGGCUAUGCGAUCCCCUUGUUACAUGUAUAAGCACUUGCAUAGAGGGAGAGAAUGGCUGCUUGGCUGGAUGACAUUAGCAAACAGACCGUCCCUAAUCUGCUCUUCAGCGCAUGACCUACAUCUUGUUGCUAUCAUUCCUCUUUUCUUUGAGUGAAUAACUCUCAUUUCAUGAGGCUUUUCUAAGCAGAACCCAUCCUUCAGUAUGCCUGGCGGAAAAAGGAGCUGCUGACACUAACAAGGAAAGAAGGAUGGUGGUCAUUCCUGGAGAAGAUGCCUCUGUCCUUAAUAGCCUGACACAGCGAGGUGGCUGCCCACAGAUUAGGAAACUGUUUCCAGAGCUCAUCAUCGCCCAAGUGAGGUGGUUGCCACGACAGUAUUACAGAAUCAUAGAAUCAUCAAGAUUGGAAAAGACUUCCAAGAUCAUCCAGUCCAACUGUCUACCCACCACCAGUGUCUCCCUGCCAUGUCCCUUAGUAAAACAUCUAAAUAUUUCUUGAACACCUCCAGGGAUGGUGACUCAACCGUUUUACUGGGCAGCCUGUUCCAGCACCUGACCACUCUUUCGAAUAAAUUUUUCCCUAAUAUCCCAUCUGAACUUCCUCAAGAUGCAGCUUGAAGUCAUUCCUUUUAUACUGCUAAUGCUUCACCUUGGAACACAAAACCCAAACCCCUCUGCUGUUGUUAUUCAGCAAUAGUUAUGAACUCCCGUUUACGAGCCUUAGGUGGGAGGAUAAAUAACAUACGAGCAUCAGAACUACCAAAAGAGAAAACUCGAUCAGAGAUAACCUGUAACGUUCACUUUUUGGAUGGCUCAAUACAAAGCUUCAAAGUCAACAAACAAGACACUGGUCAGAUUUUGCUGGAUAUGACCUAUAGUCAGUUGGGUGUGACAGAAAAGGAAUAUUUCGGUUUACAGCAAAAUGAAACUUCAGUAGAUUCACCUUUUUUCAUUUCACAGCGAUGGCUUGAACCAAACAAACCUAUUAGGAAACAGUUAAAAGGAGGUUUUCCCUGCACCCUUCGUUUUCGUGUAAGGUUUUUCAUACCUGAUCCAAACACACUUCAGCAAGAACAAACCAGGCACUUAUUCUUCUUGCAACUGAAGACUGACAUUGUAGAAGGAAGGUUGUCAUGCCCUAUUAAUUCUGCUGUUGUGCUGGCAUCAUAUGCAGUACAAUCACAACUUGGAGACUAUGAUGCUUCAAUACAUCAUUCAGGAUAUCUGUCCAAUUACAACUUUAUACCAGAACAGAACAAAGAUUUUCUUACCAAAGUAGAAGCACUACAUGAACAACACAGUGGCCUCAAGCAAUCUGAAGCAGAGUCCUGCUACAUAAAUAUUGCACGGACGCUUGAAUUCUAUGGAGUGGAAUUGCACAGUGGUAGAGAUCUCCAUAAUCUAGAUCUCAUGAUUGGUAUUGCAUCCAGUGGAAUUGCUGUGUAUAGAAAACUCAUCUGCACAAGCUUCUAUCCCUGGGUGAACAUAUUAAAAAUUUCCUUUAAAAGGAAAAAGUUUUUUAUACAACAACGGCAAAAACAUAAUGAAUCCAGAGAGCAUAUUGUUGCCUUCAACAUGUUAAAUUACAGAGCAUGCAAAAAUCUGUGGAAGUCUUGUGUAGAGCAUCACACGUUUUUUCAGGCAAAGAAGUCACUACCUCAUGAAAAAAAAAUAUUAUCACAUUAUUGGACCCUAGGUUCUAGAAAUCCAGCAAAGUCUGUAAACAGCCAGUACUGCAGAAAAGUCAUAGGUGGAAUGGUUUGGAACCCAUCUAUGAGGAGAUCUUUAUCUGUUGAGCAUCUGGAGACCAAAAGCCUUCCUUCUCGAUCACCUCCUGUUACCCCUAAUUGGCGGAGUCCUAGACUACGUCAUGAAAUUCGUAAGGCACGACAUUCAUCUGUAGAUAACCUUACAAAUGAGAUUUCUUACAUUACUGAGACAGAAGAUGUUUUUUAUACAUAUAAGGGCUCUCCAACAUCCAAAGACUCAGAUUCAGAGUUCUCUCAGAACCACAGUCCACAGAGGAGGCCUUCUGAACAAGAUUCACCAAAGAAUGUAUUGGGAAAUAGUCCAACUCGAAAUUCUCUGACCCGUACCUCACCUAAAGCAUUGACUCAGUCUCCCAACGGAGUUGGUAGCAUUUCUGACUCUUACCCUCUGGAAGGGGUGGAUAAACACUUCCUAGAAACAUAUGACAAUGUUACAAAAAGUAGCUCAACAGAUGAUUCCAGUCAGUACUACUGUGAUAAGAAUGAGGUAAUUGAGGGAGAUUUACUUUUGGUGCGUAUCACACCAGAUGAAGAGGGGAAGUUCGGAUUUAAUCUAAAGGGUGGUAUAGACCAAAAAAUGCCCUUAGUGGUAUCAAGAAUAACUCCAGGAUCACCUGCUGAUAAAUGCAUUCCAAAACUGAACGAAGGUGAUCAGAUAGUAUUAAUUAAUGGCAGAGAUAUUUCAGAACACACACACGACCAGGUGGUCAUGUUUAUAAAAGCCAGCAGAGAAUCUCACACAAGAGAGCUUGCACUUUUGGUCAGGAGGAAAGUUGUUAAACAGUUUGUGGAGCCUAGAUUGGAAGAUGAAGUUGAUUCCCAGAAUCUCCCAGAAGCUCUUCUUUGUUCUGAAUACGCUGAAACUCUGGAUGAGUCUAUGGAACAGCUAAGGAAAGGGCUGGAAAGUGGGACAGUAAUUCAUCAGUUUGAGCAACUUUAUAGAAAGAAACCGGGAUUGGCUGUUACAUGUGCAAAAGUGCCUCAGAAUAUGGACAAGAAUCGAUACAAAGAUGUUCUGCCUUAUGAUGCCACAAGGAUAAUAUUGCAGGGGGAUGAAGAUUACAUUAAUGCAAAUUAUGUGAAUAUGGAAAUUCCUUCUGUGGGCAUUGUGAAUAGGUACAUUGCUACUCAAGGGCCUCUUCCUCACACGUGUGCACACUUCUGGCAAGUUGUCUGGGAUCACAAGUUGUCGCUGAUCAUUAUGUUAACAACACUCACUGAACGUGGGCGGACAAAAUGUCAUCAGUAUUGGCCUGAUCCACCAGACGUAAUGGAGUAUGGCGGCUUUCGUGUCAGAUGCCACUCGGAAGAUUGUACAAUUGCCUAUGUUGUUAGAGAAAUGGUGAUUACAAACGUUGAGACAGAACAGCAACACACUGUCACUCAUCUUCAGUAUGUUGCUUGGCCCGAUCAUGGUGUUCCUGAUGACUCCAUGGAUUUCUUGGAGUUUGUGACCUGCAUGAGGCCGAAGAGAAUAGAGAAUGAGCCAGUUCUCGUUCACUGCAGUGCUGGAAUCGGUCGCACUGGUGUACUGGUCACUAUGGAAACAGCCAUGUGCUUAAUUGAAAGAAACCAACCUGUUUAUCCGCUGGAUAUUGUAAGAAAAAUGCGAGACCAGCGAGCUAUGAUGGUUCAAACAUCAAGUCAAUACAAAUUUGUUUGUGAAGCUAUUCUUCGUGUUUACAAAGAAGGAUUGAUUCGACCACUGGAUUCUAGUUAGCACAGCAGUGAAGGAUGCAUUUUUUUCCCCUAAAAAGACUGCUUUUUUAACUAAAGCAGGGGCUUAUUUCUCAAAGCAACUAGAAUGGACUAGAAGCCCAUGAGAAGACAGAUGAGCACAUUUGAACUGUGGCACUUUAAAUUUCUCAAGAAGAUUGCUAAAUCAUGUACAGUAUAAAGAAAUCAUGUAGAUAAAUAUGAGAGCAAUUGUGUGUAAAUGCUUUACUUAGGCACCAUAAGCAAUCAUGGAAACCUCAAUGCAUAUCUUUCACUGCCUUAAACAUCCCUCACUUUGGAAUUACAGAGAUCUUUGUGUUUCUUUUGAAAAUACGAAAGGAAAAUUAAUAGGACUGAAAUGACUCAGUUUAAGAAGGUAUUUAAUAUCUUUGUAUGAAAGUUCAUGGAAAGUGAAUAUUUGUAACUUUUUUACUGGGACAUUAAAUAUUUGUAGGAAUGUAACCUUGACUUCUCAAUGGCUGAUGAAGAGCUUCAAAGCCUAAUGCAUAACUACUGUACAUUAAGAAUAGGAGAAAUUAAGUAUUCACUUUCCAUAAGUCUAAUAGUAUGCCAGCUGUUAUAAUACUGUAUCACUGUACGUGAUGUGCAAAACGAUACUUCAUUUAUACAUUUAAACAGAUGGUACAGUCUACAUCUUCUGUUGAUCAGUUUUACUUCCAUUUUGCCCUUUCAACAGUGACCUACUUCUUAGUGUUAGCUGUUGUAUUUCUUUUCUUCUCUUUCUACUGUCCUCCAAGACGAUUAUUUUUCACUGCUAUUUCUGUACGUGGACUGAAAACAUUCUAAGAUGAGGUCUUGCUCUCUUUCACCUUUGUUUCCGUGUUUAUUAUGAGUUCUCAGAUGUAAAUGUGGAUUAACAUUGCACACAAGUACUAGAUGUUUGACUUGCUGUAUAUGCAAAGUAGUCUAAUCCAAUACUGGAAGAAAAAAUUACUACUGAACCCAUCAAAUAUGUUGCUGCUAAUUCAAGGUGUGAAGCUUACAAGGACACAGGUGUUGGUAGUGUUCAGAUGGUGAUAAAAUGUUGACUUGCUGCCCUUCAGCAAAUGUGUUUAUCCAGUGAAACACAACUCUGUUGCAAGAGUUCUGUGGAUUUAUUGUGUUUCUUGCUUUAUGGAAAUGCAGCAAAAUUCAUGUGAAGAUUGACGUAGAAAGAGAGAAUGAAUUUGUACAUUGUUACAUGAUUCACCCUUAAGGUACACUGGUUUCCAUUUCAUUUCAAAUGGGAGAAUUGGACUUUCUGAACAAUAUAACCACAUUUGUAUGGUGUUAAUUUAUUUUGUGUGUGCUUUAUGAUUAC